AUGAUGCGCGAACGAGCGGGAUAUAGAGCCGCUCCGGAAGAAGAUGGCAGCGAAUCUUUAUCUCCAAAUUCGCGAUCACGCGUUAAGUAUCAAGGAAAUCGAUUCUAUAAUGGGAAACUGUGCGCGAUCUUUCUAACUUUAUUCAUUGCUCUUGGUGCAGUUGUCUUGUUCAUUUUCUCUGCAUUCGUCCAUGCAUCAGAUAGCGAAAUUGAAUUUUAUCGUCGAGCCGUGAACUAUGUCACAGGAGAUCGAUUUGCCCGAUCAACAGAGACCGAGAAAGAUUUCCCGCACAAACACAUCCUAUUGCCGAAGGAUGUAAAACCAGAAAGAUAUCAAGUGUACCUUCAUCCAAACUUAUCAAGCUUCGAUUUUCACGGAGGGGUGAAAAUCGAUGUGGUAUGCGAGAAACCGACAAGAAAUAUUCUUCUACAUGUCAAACACCUAAAGAUCACAAGCUAUGGUGUUCAGGAUUCUAGUCGCAACCACCUUCCUGUGUUACGAGUGGCAGAAAGCAAGAAGCUAGAGCAAUAUCUGGUUGAGAUGAAAGAUGAGCUGAAGGAAGGCGAAAAAUACACUGUGAACCUUCAAUUUAAUGGUCAUUUGUCGAACACAAUGACAGGAUUGUACAAGAGUUCGUACAAGACCAAGAGCGGAGAAGUCAGGUAAUAUUUCUAUUCUUAACCCUUUCACUCCCAGUGGUGAUUAACAUGUAACGUCUCCCAAUAAUAUCCAUAGGUUAUCCAGCAAAAAGGUAUUGAGAGUUUUCAAACUUAUCAGGUGGAAGUUGUCAUCUUGCUCUGACACCAACUUCUCGUAAUAAUUUACAAGGAAAUGUGUACAUGCUAAAUGGGAGAAUUUGCAAUCAGAUUUUGGGAGUUAACUUAACUUAAGUUAACCUAACUUAACCCUCCGUCGGAGCAAAAAUUUUGUUGAAGCCUUAACAGGGGCUUAAGCUUGAACGUCAGAUUUUCGAGAUUCCCGGUGUCAUUUUACCUUGAGUAAUUUCACGUUGAUACGCAACUAACAUGUACCCGUAAUCAAAACACAACAGUUUCGCUAGAAAUUAUUUGCGUAAUUAUCUUAUUCAUAAAUGCCUUUCACGGUGAUCUCCUGACGCAGACUUUUCUUUAAUUCUCAAUAUCAAAUUAGGCCAGAAGCAUAUAACCAAGCAGGUUAUAAGCUUGUGGUAAAGCAAUUAGAUUGUUAAAAAAAUAAAGCUAACAACAAUUGGUGAUUAAUAGCAGGGCAAGAUUCUUCAUGGACGUAUUUUUGUCAUACAUGACUAUGACAGUUUAGUGACGGAGGUUUCAUCUCGUUGGACUAAGUGGCUCUUUUGACUUGUUUCUGUCAAUGCGGUGGGGUGGGACCGGUUUAAGAACUACGAUGUAGAAGCAAUUUUUUUUCUUGUAGAUCGCUUUGUUGACAACCACCUCAACUAUUAAUUGUUCAUUCAUUUUUUCAAGGUACAUGGCAACGACCCAAUUUGAAGCCACGGACGCCCGAGCCGCCUUUCCCUGUUUUGACGAGCCCGAGUUCAAAUCACAAUUCAUCGUCACCUUGGUGCACGAGAAGGGAUACUCAGCCCUUUCCAACAUGCCUGUGGAAAAGGUCAUCACACGCGACGACGGCUUCAUGGAGAGCCACUUUAAGGAGAGUGUCAAGAUGAGUACUUAUUUAUUGGCCUUCAUCGUGUGUGAUUUUGCUUACAAGGAAACGCACUCUAAAGCUGGGAAGAAGGUUGGUGUCAUUGAAGCCAUAAAAUGUUUGCAUUUCUCAGUUGUCCUUUGCUUACUUUUGCUAACCGUCAGCGCUUUCACAAAUCCUCACAUAGUUUAUUCCCUGUGGGGGUCCCAAGACGGGGGACCCGUUAGUGAGAAGGGGACUAAGAGCGAGGGGGUCUUAGAAGGCGGGAAGGACUUAUUAGAAAGGGGGUCUUCUAAGACAGAAGGGUCGUAUUACAGCGGGGGCCAUAUUAGAUAGAAGGGGCUUGUUAUAGAGAGGGUCUGAAUUGAUAGAUGAGUUUGUUCUAGAUUUCUGACUAGCUUAAAUUGGAAAAGCAGAUCUCUUCUGAUGCCUGUUAUUGCGCCCAAAAUACACCACAAAUCUUGUGUACUCGUGUACUCCUUCCCAUAAAAUCAGGUGGCAAUUUAAAACAACUUUACUCGGCCGCAGAAGAUUUUCUGUUCUUUUUCCCUUCUCUCGUCACCUCUAUAAGCGUGCGUCACGGACGCUUCGUGGCUCAUUUAAAAGGACAACCACUGAGUAGAAGGUUCAAAAAACUUUUGUCUUCUAAUUCAAAGUUUCCUCGUUCUUUGUAAAUGCAUUAUUGUUUAGUACAAGUACUUGAUGUUUUCUUUCAGAUUCGAGUUUGGUCCAGAAAGGAUGCUAUCGAGAGCACGAGAUUGGCUGUCAGUGUGGCAGAAAACGUCCUGAAUUAUUACGAGGAGUUCUUCAAUAUACCAUACCCUCUGCCUAAGAUGGGUAGGUUGAAGAUGUUAAAAGAGAUAUGUUCAAUUUAUUGAUCCACAGGGAGACAAAGGAAAAACUGAAUCCCACGAGAAGAUAUGAACCUUGCACACCCGUUCCAGCUCCCCGGUAAACUCUCUAUUAAAAGAAAUAGUUUGGACCUCAAGAAGUAGAGAAUUGAUAUAUGUUUGGAAUUUUUUUGCGUCAAACUUUCAAACUAAACGUUUUCCUAUUCAUAAUUUUUUUCACUCCGCAGACUUGGUUGCUGUGCCUGAUUUCGCGGCUGGAGCGAUGGAAAACUGGGGACUACUCACUUUCCGCGAAACUUACCUGCUGAGUGACCCGGCCUCUGCCAGCGCCGCUGACAAACAGGAUGUAGCCGUAGUGGUGUCUCACGAGCUUGCGCACCAGUGGUUUGGUAACCUGGUCACUAUGAAGUGGUGGAACGACUUGUGGCUCAACGAAGGUUUCGCUAACUAUGUGGAAUACAUCGGAACGGAUCAUUUCCGAAAGGAUUGGAAAGUGGUAAGCUUGAAUCCGUAAAAGUGCUCACAGUGCAAGUUUAGUAGUGAUAUAGAACAAGAAUUUCGGGGAGCGCUGCAGUUGGAUUUCUUACGUAGCUUAAAGGAAUGCACAGGCGGAUUUAUCUGUGAAUAGGUCCUGUAGCUUAAUUAAUUGUCGGAACACUUUCGCUGAACCUUUAAUAUCAGAGAACGCUCCGACGGAAUAGCAUAGCGCAGCACGAGGGAUGUUGGGAUUGUAAGGCACUGAGGCACUGUGAUUUGAUCUGAGGGUGUCAUACGUGAUUUCACGGCACAGUUUUAGUGAAUCAGGUUUUAUUUGUGUAAUUGCAGCAUCGAGAGGCAUCUUUUUGCCGUGAGAUUCUAAGGCUCUAUGACUAAGUUAAAGCAUCAAAAGUGAUUCUGCCUGGUAAUUUCAGUCAAUGCGGUUCCAUAUGUAAUUGCUGCAUUGCUGGGUAACCGUUUGCCAUAUCCAUUCACUAUGCAGUGUGAAAUACACCACGGUUUUUAAGACGCGGUUGCCUGAUUGUCAGUGCUCUGGACUCCUAUCUGUUACCCCAUGGUACAGAAAUCAGGAAAAGCACGAGAGGCCUUUUGAGUCAGUCCCGCAUGCAUACUCGGUUUUUUUUGUAGUUGAAUAAUCAGAGAAGCACAUACCUCAAGCUGCAUACCUUUCGAUCAUGUCGCGAUUAAAUUUUAUUUUUAAUCAAUGCCUUUGUAUGAUUUGAUUUCAUUUGUUUUUCUGACUCUUUCUUCAUUCAUGUUGCAGCUGGAGCAGUUUGUUGCACACACACUACAGACAGCAUUGUCCGCUGACAGUAUGGCCAACACACACCCCAUAUCCGUCCCGGUCAAGAAUCCCUCUCAGAUCACGGAGAUCUUUGACAGCAUCUCUUAUGACAAAGUAAGAUCCUACAAUACAAGAUUCACCUUGUGUGAUAAGAUUUUACAACGUGUUUUACACGAAGACGUUGGUGGGUAGUAGUGAAAGUUUCAGCGGUGUAAGGUGGAUGUUCCAUUCGAAGACGUGGGGAUGCUACAAUGGCAUCAGGUUAUUUAUAGUAUCACAGAUUAUCACAGUUAUCAACAAACAAUGAGGUGGGGGGGGGAGGAGUAGUCACGUGCAUCCUAGGGACUCCCUCCCCCUUUGUCCGGAAGGUGGUGUACUUCAUGUUUGUGGGCGGUGUCUCCAUUUUAUGGUGGGUGUUGUCUAUACAGUGCGUGGGUAUGAAUCUCUAGUUACUAGUAAUUUUAUUCUGUAACCAUAGCUCAAUACUCCCUCUUAUACUUUUUAAAGGUUGCCUCAUUCAACACUUACCUCAUUUUUUCCUUUUGCAGGGUUCUUCCAUUAUUCGUAUGCUUAGAAGUUUUAUUGGAGACAAGAAUUUCCAGAAAGGAUUGGAGGUGUUUACUGAUUCUUUCAAUUGGCCAUGAAUUUAUCCUUUAAAAAUUUCCUUAAAUCUCAAUUUGUUGGUUUCACUUUUAUUUUCAGCUUUAUCUGAAUCGUCACAAGUAUGCUAAUGCAGCCGCUGAUGACCUAUGGAGCGCUUUGAGUGAGGUAAAUAUGCAGAUGAAACAUGCUGAAAGGCGCCAAAAUAUUUUGUCAUUUUUUAUGGUGGGUCAGGUUCUCGGUCAGCAGAGACGAGCCAGAAAGAGAGCGCACGUUGAGCAUGCGCUGGAGAUCAAUUUUAGCAGCCCGCGCACCAAUUUCCCGCCCAAAAUUUCAAAAGAAAGCAAAAGAAACAAUCGCAGUCCGGCAAAAUAAGCAAACAUUAAUUGAAACGGUUAUAAAAUUCUGUAUGUGAAAAAAAAAAUAGGGAAAGAGUAAACUUGAGACUUUUCGUACUCAAAGCUUGUUCAAGUGCGGGUAUCCUGUUUAGUUACCGUUCCGUUUUGAGCUUUACCAAAAAGGGUAUACGCCUCUAAAACACCGGGACUUACUGGCUUGUGUGUUUGUUUGUAACUCGUGCGAGACAACUUGGUUCUGAUAGCCUGAAAGCGCGGCACGUAAUCAUUGCAACGUUAGCAUAUGCGCAGACGUCUGACCACUGCCUCCGUAGCCCUUGUUUCCUCUCGUUUUUUACUGGUCACUCUGGAGCCUGGAAUAGGCUAGUAUUCACAUAGGAUUCAGUAAGGAAAAAAAAAAAAAAGAAAGAGGCAAUUAUGAUGAAUCAAGAAGGAACAGGGAGGGCUGAAAAUGUACAAGAUUGACUCGGGUCACAACUUUUGAACAGGAAAACAGGCUGAAUAUAGUAAGAUUUACAAACCUCAAGUAGCUAGUUUUAAUUUUACGUAAGCCUUUCUUCUGUGCUCCCAACAGUUGUGUACCUGUAGGAAAUUCAGGUGUUUUACCUUUGUUUUUUUACUAAGAUCUGCAAGGAUCUCGAUGUAAAAGCUAUCAUGGACACAUGGAUUAAACAGAAAGGGUACCCUGUGGUCUACAUCGCGGAGAAUAGCGCUCAAGCGAGAGAUGGCUCUAAAAAGUUGUUCGCAACUCAGAAACGAUUCUUACGAGACAUUAAACAAGGAACAAAACAAUACGAUGACGAGUCUAAAGGGUGUGUUUUGGACUGAAAUACUGGAGCUUGACCUUACAAAGGAAAUAAAUAACGAUAAACCUCAAAUUAGACAUCUUAAACUUUGAUAUUGUAACUUAAAAGUCGUAACUUAUGGCAUUUACAGUUUACGUUGUAGUCAGGUUGGUCAAUUAAUUUCAGACAUAUGCUUCAAAUCAUUCAGUAGUCAACAUGACGAGGUUUUCUUUUCGUCAUCUUGAAAUAUAGUUCAUGAAAUUUAUAUAUGUACAUUUUGUGUCCACGUUUAUUGGAUACGUUUUGUAGUUAUCAAUGGCACAUACCGCUGACAUAUGUGACGUCGCAAAACCCUCAUAAGCAACAUACGGUGUGGAUGAAGAAGGAAAAUGGUGAGUGAGGACUGGAAAUAAGGUGGAUAUGCUCUUGAAAUUAGUAUGCGGUUGUCCAUUUUCGUAUUCGUAAAAUUGACGAUGUUAUUUUUUGUCUGUUCGGAAUAUAGAAUACAGGAGUGCUACAAUGAGUAAUAUUGUGUUCCUGUAACUGAUAACUGAGAGAUUUAAUCUAUAAAUAAGAAUGUGAGAUUGUAAACUUAAAAAGUCGAUUUGAAAAUUUAAAUGAAAGCGUCACUAAUCUUUGCCAUGCGAAUCUAGCCUUUGCGAUUAAUAUAUUACUUUACGUUGGGUUAUAUAUCAGGCGAGAGUGUACGUUGACUAUAUUUUGAGUAAAGAUUAAAUUCUAUCCUUUUCUAAUUUAUUCACAGUUCACGUUCCGUCUGUCAAGAAGUACAAAUGGAUCAAGGCAAACGUUGGACAGACAGGAUUUUAUCGUGUAAACUACAGCAAAAAGAACUGGAACAAUCUUGUCAAACAGCUCCAGAAUAAUCACAAGGUAAAGAGAUGCUAUUUAAAACACGUUUCCUCUGAGUGUUAUGUAGUCGAUAGCAAGGAAUCACAAUCGUCAAUCACUCAGUGAAAAUUCCAUUCCAUUCCAAAUUUAAAGGAAGAUAGAAUGUAUCAUGCGAUAUAUAUUUCUUAUGAUAAAUUAUUAAACAAAGAACUUGGCUGAGUGAGAGUUAUCAAGGGAAAGUUUGAACCCUAAAAGGAAAUAAUCAUGUAUAUACUGGUCUGGACUAGAUACAUCGAAGAACUGUCCAACGGCUUUCGACUCGAAAACCUCAAUUCGAUCCGAUUAAACGGAACACUCUGACCCUUUACCAUUACCAUAGUCAAUUACCAAACGCGUCCAAACGUUUAUAUGAAGUUCUAAGAAAAUCCAGUGAUAACGAUAACAAAUGACUGUUGUUUAUUUUAGGUUUUGGCUGCUGUGGAUAGGAGCGGAUUGAUUGAUGAUGCUUUUAACUUGGCCAGGUACGACAAGAGAAGGAGUGUAAUUUACUUGAUAGUAUGAAGUUGAGUUAGAGCGCAUUUCGAUUGACUGUCGUAUAAAAAGUAAUCAUGACAGCCAGUCAUAGAGCUGGAAGAUAUCACUACAAGCCAAUGAAAAUUAAAAUAAAUUAAGAUGUAAACUGCUUAAGGGUGAGAGAUUGCCAGUGACCGAGUAAGCGUUGCUUUGAGGUUUGAAUUGGAUUGGUUGAGAGGUAUGGCCAAUCAAAGAGCGGAAUAGGGCAAAGCCAAUGUUAAUCUGACACUCUAUUGAAAUUGCUUCAAUACUUAUACAGACUGAAACAGUUGUUGAAAAUCAGACAUUAAAAGAGAAAAACGCCGAGGAAACGAAUUCUCUACUCCGGGCAUCCAGCUGCGAUUCAAAAACGUCUGUGCUUUAGCGUCCUUGUGAUGACGAGAUGAUUGGAGGAUUUUCCCUUAGGGGGGCCUACACUAAAUUCUGACAUGGAUUCAGGAACAUGUCAUGUUGUUUAUUAUGAUAAUUUAUUAACUUUUCUUGAUCAAGAUGGAGUAACAUACACCCUUACUCCUUACCUUGCUUUGUUCUUGUAAAGCGAGCAGUUUUGUAUUUCCUAAGCUGAACGGUUGGGUUACUUUUUCAUUUGGCUAACAAUCGGACCAUCAACUUUGUCUAUAUGCAGGGCUGGCCAACUGGAUAUGUCCACUGCAUUGGGGCUGACGAAUUACUUAGAUAAGGAGAGAGAAUACGUCCCAUGGUCCUCUGCUCUCGGUCAUUUGGGUUUCAUUGGGUCAAUGUUGACCAUGCGCCCUUCAUACGGAUUCUACCGGGUAAGUGGGGGCUUGAAGAUCGGAGUAGGGAUUAAGUGUGAUUAAAAAAAAACUUUCAUUUGACAGUCGAAAGUAGUCCUGGGAUACUAUGCUUUUUUCCUCCUUCACUACUUUCUUUGAUUGUUCCAAAAAAACAAAUUCGUGCUUCCUUCUCAGCUAAUCAGAUGUAAAUCGCCUUAGUUCGGUCACAUGUGUUUACUUCUCGUUUCAUUGGGCCUUCGUGAUCAUUGUGAUCAGUAUUUACGUUUGUUUCAUGAGCUGUUGAGAUGAAUUUAGUUUUGCUCUAAGGACAAUAGAUUAAACAGUGAUCUUAUUCAGAAUACGUAAGUUCUACUGCUUACAGUAUAUCCAAAGAGACGCCAAAAAGAAAAAAAAAACAGGCGAAUCAGUGUGGCCACUUGAUCGACCACUCACGAGGAAGUGAUCGCAGUCCAACAGGAUUUAUUAUAACCAACAUUUGCCAUAUUCCGUCCUUUACACAGAAAUACAUUGUGAAGAAGGUGAAGCCACUCGAAAAGUACGUGGGAUGGGGAACUGAUGGUGAUAUCCUCAAGAUGUAAGUAAAGAGACCUAGAGGAUCAUUAUCGUAACGAAUGGUCUGCUAAGAAUACCUUUUAGCAAAGAUUGGAGACAAUCAGAUGGUAGAUUUGUCAAAACCGUAGGCGUUGGUAAUGAUUAGGUGAAAAAAGUGUUAGAUUACACAUGCAUACAGAACUCUUGCAGCUUCUCUUAUGUCUCCUUAACGGUAUAACCUAAUUUCAACAGUUAGUCUUGGAUUUGUCUUUUUCGUAUAUACUUUAAUGUUUGGAAGGUUUAUUUUAUCGACAUUUCGUUUGGAAACAUCAUAUAAAAUCAUGUGAAACGUCCUUCUCCAUCGCCAAGAUGAGAAUUACAUCUGACUGAUUUUCAGUUUUAGUUAACUUCAGUCCGAAUGCCUUCUCCUUGUUUGUGCUGUCUUCAGUAUGUGUACAGUAUAUAUGUUUUCACCGUGAAAUUUAAUUCGUGAAUUUUUACCAGGUAUCUGCGAAACAAUGUGCUGUCAACAUUAGCCAGCCAUGGUGAUGAACACGCAGUGGAUUAUAGUUUGACUGGAUUCAGAAUGUGGAUGAAGAAUCAGAGGUUAACGAUACAGACUAAAAUUAUUAACGAGCUCAAAAUACACCAUCUUUUAUUAUCCUAUUUUAAUUUUAAUUUACUCAAAUGACGCUUUCGAUAUUGCUGAUCCCAGCAGUAUGCAGGACGCGUGUCACAGAGGAACCAAGCUAUGGCACAGCUCACCAGAGAGUCCUCUGUAACUCAGUAGUAUAACAUCGGAGAACGGAUGAUUAAAAAUUUUAUUUUAAAGGUCUUAGGUUCGAUUCCUCAUGGUAAACUCAAAAUUUUUGUAAUCGUGUAACCUGUGUUACAUGACAUAGACCUACUCCUUUCCCUUCGUUUUUCAUUCGGUCUUUUGCUCGCUUCUUUGUUUGACUGUUCGUUCGUUAACUCAUCCAUAUGGUAUUACGCUCACUUGUUCGUUCUUGAGCUCACGUUUCUUAGUUUAUUUGUUCAGUUUUUUACUUUAUGGUCUUUCUUUGUUUAUUCGUUCCCCUCGGUCAUUUUGUUUGGUUCAGUUUUUCAUUAUUCCACCAUUUCUUCUACCCUUCAUAACCUCUUCUCAUUAUGCACGUUCACGUAACCAUCAAGGGCUACAACUAGUAGCCUUUCCUUAUGUACGCAUUUCAUUAUAUCUUAAAGUCAUGUUAGUUCUCUGUCUCUUUAGCCUUACAAUCUCUCCUCAUCUACGGGACAUUGUAUAUCAUACCGCUAUUAAGUUCGGUGGAUUAGAGGAAUGGGAAUUUAUGUGGGAGAAAUACCAGAACUCCAUUGACGCCACUGAGAAAUCCAGGAUACUAUACGCUUUAACAGGCACCAAAGAACCUUGGCUGUUAAACAGGUAAACUUAUGAGAAAUCUUCAGCGCGGUGUUCAAAGUAAUAUGGGAAUGCAUUGGUUUUGCUUCAAACUGCCUUGUAACUAGUCUAGAAAACUUGCACCGCGCUCACAAACAAUCAAAUGCAAGUAGGAAACCAAUCGUGACCCAGUCACUCGGGUGUUCCUUAGGCUCGAUUUCCGCCACUCUCUCGUGUCUGGUCUUCGCAGCUCCCCAAGAAGAGAGGUGGGUUCGAGUGGCAGAGGCGCGGGCUCAUAUUCCCGAACAGCGGCUGGUAAUUGAGCCUACGUGUUGCCGUGCUUCAGGCAAAUGCGGCCUUCAUAUACUCUUAGGCUCCUUGUAAUGUUUUCCUGUGUUUUAAUCGGCGCUUGUUAUUGUUAUGGUCUUAGUUUUAUAGCACUUGCUUGGAAAAUGUUCGAAUCAUUUUUUAUCUCACCUACAGCUUCCUGGGUUAAUGGCAGAAAAAUUUAGCUGGAUUAGUAUUGGGAAAUUUGAGUGGAAAAUUCUCUCUAGUGGGCAUGGGUGAUGAAGAUUUAUUUAUUAUUACGUUGUCCUCAGGGGAGAGAUAGAGGAUAGAGGUCAGGUAUUGUUCAAAUGAACAUCUAACAUGUUCUAGUUUUGCUUUAAAUCUUAGAUAUGACAAAAGAUAGCUCAUGUGAUAUUAAUGUUAAUUUUUAAGACCCAAACCAGCCUUUAACUCGAUCGACCGUCUGUUCUCCCAGAUCUUUUGACUUCAAUUAUUUUCAAUGAAUUUAGGAUCCUGGAAUCUUCACUUGAUGAAUCAAAGAUCAGAACACAGGACAUGUUGCACGCUAUUUCAGGGGUUGGCUCACAUGUCUAUGGACGCCUUCUGACUUGGGACUUCAUCAGAAAGAACUUUGACAAGAUCGUGAAAAAGUAAGAACAACUCACAUGCUUGUGGUUUUAGUAUCAAGGUACACGCAAUUUUCAAAAAGGCCUCCAACCUGUGUGCUUCCAACCCGUGUCAAAUUACCGCGAGGGACAAGCCUUCUGCAUCUAACUGUUUGUGGGAAGGAAAGUUGCGUCAGUUGCAAGACUGUGUGAAGAAAACCCCCCUCCCUCCCCCCUACCCCGGUCCUUCUUCUUGGGUACAAAGAUUCACUUUUGUUAAAAAAGAAAAGAGGUGUUACAACAAACAGGCCUCCAGGGUUCCUGUGAAAAAUAUGAUUUUCAGCACUCUUCGCGGUAAUUCGACCUAGAGAGCUUUUUUAAAAGCCUUUGGCAAAUGAGGUGUGGGACUAACGAUUUUAAAAACUCUCAAUUUUGCUCUUUACAUAUCUUAACAUUCUUGAAAAUUAAUCAUCAUUAUUAUGGUCUGUUCUGGUCGCGCCGGUGGCGCAUAAAGCCUUAGAAAAGGAUGCUCAAACCUUACUCCAUAAUUCAAGGUUUAAAAAGAAUUAAGCGGUGAUUUUUAACAGCCAUUUGAUUUCAAGUCCUCCUAAGCAUGUAUAAACUUCGAUUUAAUUGUAGUUGGUUCAUUGUUUUUACACAAAGGCGGUGUGAGGAAUCUAGUAUACGACUGUAUGAGGAAGAAAGGUUAUUACGUUAGGGACAGUGAGAACAGACAGAGAGGAUUAAGGGUGCUUUUGCUAUUAAAAAAUGAUAAUUAUUAUUUUCACCUAGGAUGGGAAAUGACGCAAUGGAAAUCAGUUAUUUGGUCAACAUCGCCAGCCGAGGAAUGAACACAGAGUUCCAACUUCAAGAGGUACUCGAAGAUAGAGUUUUGUAGACAUAUGACCUUUUUAUCAUUUUCAAGCGUAACUCGGCGAAGGGAAUGUUACGGAUAAGUCGAGGGAAACGUUCAUUGAAGGAUCAAUGAAUUGCACUAAAAAUAAUUCAUAUUGAAGAUCAUGAAAUUUUGCGUGCGCGGGUACCCUAAGAUAUCCGUAUUCCCGAAGAUGAUGUCAUUACAUGUACUACGCCUUUUCCUUGAAAGUUUUGUUAGAUAAACAAGAGACGCCAAAUGGGAAAUCAUUGGAUGAGAUAAAUUUUUUACACGGUCUUUUCAUCUUUUAAACAGUUCAAGGAUUUUAUCAAUCAACACAAAGAUACAGUGGGUUCCCUGCGCGCGACAAAGAAAUCAUUGGAGUACAUAGAGGGCUGUAUUAACUGGAUGAAAAAUCAUGGGAAGAAAGUUGAAGACUGGCUCCAAUCCCAAGUGGAUUCCCUCAGCAGUAGACUGGAAGAUCUGUGAGAAAAAUGAAAGAUUUACAACAGCACACCUUAGUGGUAUCUCAACAAACUAUGGCUGUUUCCGAGCUACUUUUUAGUUAAACCUUUGGGAUUUACCUUCAUGCAUACUUUUAAAAUAAGUGAGUGUCACAGUCAUUCUUUAUGAAUGUGGUGCAUUUCCCCCCCUAUAUUUUAAACGGAAACGUUUGUACAGAGGAAACCCACUUUGUGAAGCUAACAUUUGUCAAAAGAAGGUCUUUCCUUUACGAAGUGGUCUUUAUUUGUUAUGAUCCCUCCUCACUGGAAGUCAAUUUCCUAUCUAUAGCUUCCCCUUUAACUUCUGUCAUAGAAGACCUACAUCCCCCGUUCCCCUGAAAACAAUGUAAUAACCUCCCUCUCCCCCCCCCACAAAAAAAACCUCCAACCAUUUCCCUCGGCGAUAAAUAAUGAGCGGUCCAUUACCUUUUAUCUUCACAUUUUCUCACUUGUUGGCCUCUGUAUCUCUGCCUCGGCACAAAUACAUCAGGGACACGCUCCAUGUGGAACUAUAUUUUGUUCUGCUACUUUUGAAGGAUUAGCAGCUGGUCCAUGUCAACAUUAUCAUACAGGUGUGCAGGUGGAGCAGGAGGGGUGUAUCACCCCCAUCACUACGAAUAAAUACGUAGGAAUGUAAAAGUGAUGUUUCAUACAGGUAAUUAAGUGGUAUUAAACUGCUAGACUACAGUGGUUAACUUUAAGGUUGGAAACUGUGCACCAUAUUAUAAAAAUUCCCUUUAACAUGAAGUAGUUAGGCUUUUCGGCGAAGCUUUUGGUAACGUUACCUAUGGAAAUAAAAACGUGUCA
This is a messenger RNA of Pocillopora meandrina, 12681 nucleotides long. Lineage: Eukaryota; Metazoa; Cnidaria; Anthozoa; Scleractinia; Pocilloporidae. The record is from the annotation of a GenBank genome assembly.